Amphimedon queenslandica is the source of this 1386-nucleotide messenger RNA. Its product is annotated as cytochrome P450 3A31-like. Lineage: Eukaryota; Metazoa; Porifera; Demospongiae; Haplosclerida; Niphatidae. The annotation marks the transcript as partial. The record is from RefSeq and is a predicted model, not a curated record. Gene Ontology annotation, molecular function: iron ion binding; oxidoreductase activity, acting on paired donors, with incorporation or reduction of molecular oxygen; heme binding. The transcript is spliced from 10 exons.
UGUUCCUUUUCCUGCCUUUGGUUCUUGCUCAUUGGUGGUAUUAGUAAGUAUCAUUAAUCAUUUUAGCAUCAUUCUACUUAUUCAUAGCUUCUACCAUGCUCCUUAUGGUAUUCUUAAGAGAAUAGGUGUACCUCAUCCUCAUCCUGUCAUACCUUUCUUUGGAAAUGGAUUAGUUGUCUUAAAGCUAGGCUAUGUGAAGGUCCUUGAAAAGUGGAUUUCUGAGAAUGGGAAAGUGUUUGGGUAUUAUGCUGGUACAGCAGUGAAUAUGGUAGUUGCUGAUCUUGACAUGAUAAAGGAAGUAACAGUCAAAAAGUUUGAUAAUUUUAUCAAUGCUCAAAAAGAGCCUUAUGCAAUGUCCAAAGUGCGUAGAGAUAACCACAUUGGAUCUGGUUUGCUUUUUGAAUUGGAUGAUGAUUGGAAGCGUAUUCGACGCAUUGUAACUCCAACCUUUUCAAGCAAAAAACUAAAAAUGAUGAUGCCUUUAAUUGAAAAAAGUUGUAAAACACUGAAUACUGUCAUGGAAGAAAUUAGCAAUAAAGGACAGAGUUUCAAUAUUUUAAAAUUGUACAACAAGUUCACUUUAGAGGUUAUGCUUGCUGUGGCCUUUGGUUCUGAGGUUCAUUUGUUGAAAGGUGAAGGAAGUUUGCUUGCUGAAGCGGCUGCUGGACUCUUUUAUGAUAUUGAUGAAUCAAUAUUUGUGGGUGAAGAAAUUCUGAAUUCUCACUUUCCUCAUCUGUCAAAACUUCUCAAUGCAAUGGCUUCAAAAAUUUUACCAUUGAGCAAUCACAUGAAGUAUAUUAAUGAAACAUCGUUACAGAUUAUCAAAUCAAGAGAAGGCCAAUUAGAAAAUACCAGGGAAAAGUUUAAUGAUUUUCUUCAAUUGUUAAUGGAUGCCAGAGCACCAGAUGAUGAGAAUGAUUCUGAUAGUUCAAGUGAAUCAAGGAAUAAACUAACUAGCAAUCAGAUUGUAGGGCUUUGCUUUGACUUUAUGGCUGCUGGAUAUGAAACAACUGCCAGCACUCUUGCCUACACCACAUAUCUGCUAGCACUCAAUCCUGAUGAACAAGAAUGGCUAUGUGAAGCUAUUGAUAACUACUAUCAGGAAAAUGAAGAUGCUUCAUUGUAUGAUGCUUCACAGAAUAUUCCUUAUCUUGAUUGGGUCAUUCAGGAGGCACUACGCAUGUACCCACCUUCACCUAUUACCAUUCGAGUAUGCAACCAAACCUGUACAAUCAAUGGUGUUACUUUUCUUAAAGGUUGCAAUGUUAUACUUCCUAUUCAAUACCUACACUACUCACCAGAAUAUUGGGAUCAGCCAUAUGUAUUCAAACCAAGCAGGUACUUAAGAAUUUAGAGAAUUUAAAGUAAUGCUUUGUUACUACAGGU